Messenger RNA from Tupaia belangeri chinensis (Chinese tree shrew), 4326 nucleotides. RefSeq names its product adhesion G protein-coupled receptor A2 (gene ADGRA2). Bases 1 to 3249 code for a protein of 1082 amino acids. Gene Ontology annotation, cellular component: Wnt signalosome; plasma membrane. Gene Ontology annotation, biological process: cell surface receptor signaling pathway; central nervous system development; positive regulation of canonical Wnt signaling pathway. Gene Ontology annotation, molecular function: protein binding; G protein-coupled receptor activity. The transcript is spliced from 20 exons. Lineage: Eukaryota; Metazoa; Chordata; Mammalia; Scandentia; Tupaiidae. The record is from RefSeq and is a predicted model, not a curated record.
AUGCCACCCCUGUGGAUCCAGCCUUUGGGGAACUCGAGGAAGGGGAACAAGAUCCUGAGCAACAACAAGAUCACUGUGCUCCGCCGCGGGUCGUUCCUGGGCUUGCACCUGCUGGAGAGGCUGGAUCUGAGGAGCAACAUCAUCAGCACCGUGCAGCCCGGCGCCUUCCUGGGCCUGGGGGAGCUGAAGCGCUUAGAUCUCUCCAACAACCGGAUAGGCUGUCUCUCCUCCGAGACCUUCCAAGGCCUCCCCAGGCUUCUCCGACUAAACAUGUCCGGGAACAUCUUCUCCGGUCUGCAGCCUGGGCUCUUUGACGAGCUGCCGGCCCUGAAGGCUGUGGACUUUGGCACUGAGUUCCUGACCUGUGACUGCCGCCUGCAGUGGGUGCUGCCCUGGGCCCGGAACCACUCUGUGCAGCUGUCAGAGCGCACGCUCUGCACCUACCCCAGCGCCCUGCACGCACAGGCCCUAGGCGGCCUCCAGGAGGCCCAGCUCCGCUGCGAGGGGGCCCUGGAGCUGCACACCCACCACCUCAUCCCUUCCCUGCGCCAAGUGGUGUUCCAGGGUGACCGGCUGCCCUUCCAGUGCUCCGCCAGCUACCUGGGCAACGACACCCACAUCCGCUGGUACCACAACCGGGACCCCGUCGAGGGCGACGAGCAGACAGGCAUCCUUCUGGCCGAGAGCCUUGUGCAUGACUGCACCUUCAUCACCAGCGAGCUGACCCUGUCGCACAUCGGCCUGUGGGCCUCGGGCGAAUGGGAGUGCUCCGUGUCCACCGUCCAGGGCAACGCCAGCAAGAAGGUGGAGAUCGUGGUGCUGGAGACCUCCGCCUCCUACUGCCCUGCCGAGCGGGUGGCCAACAACCGUGGGGACUUCAGGUGGCCUCGGACCCUGGCUGGCGUCACGGGCCUGCAGUACCCCUUCACCUCCGUGCCCCUGAGUGGGGGCUCCCCGGGCACCCGAGCCUCCCGCCGGUGCGACCGCGCGGGCCGCUGGGAGCCGGGGGACUACUCCCACUGCCUGUACACCAACGACAUCACACGUGUGCUCUACACCUUCGUGCUGAUGCCCAUCAACGCCUCCAACGCGCUGACCCUGGCUCACCAGCUGCGCGUGUACACGGCCGAGGCCGCCAGCUUCUCCGACACCAUGGACGUGGUCUAUGUGGCUCAGAUGAUCCAGAAGUUCUUGGGUUACAUCGACCAGAUCAAAGAGCUGGUGGAGGUGAUGGUGGACAUGGCCAGCAAUCUGAUGCUGGUGGACGAGCACCUGCUGUGGCUGGCCCAGCGCGAGGACAAGGCCUGCAGCGGCAUCGUGGGCGCCCUGGAGCGCAUCGGGGGUGCCGCCCUCAGCCCCCAUGCUCAGCACAUCUCCGUGAACUCGAGGAACGUGGCCCUGGAGGCCUACCUCAUCAAGCCGCACAGCUAUGUGGGCCUGACCUGCACAGCCUUCCAGAGGAGGGAGGUCGGGGUGCCAGGCAUGCAGCCAGGCAGCGCUGGCCAGAACGCCCCGCCCGAGCCCGAGCCCUCCACCGACCAGCAGCUGCGCUUCCGCUGCACCACCGGGAGGCCCAACGUCUCCCUGUCCUCCUUCCACAUCAAGAACAGCGUGGCCCUGGCCUCUAUCCAGCUGCCCCCCAGCCUGUUCUCGUCCCUGCCGGCUGCCCUGGCUCCCUCGGGCCCCCCGGACUGCACCCUGCAACUGCUCGUGUUCCGAAACGGCCGCCUCUUCCGCAGCCACGGCAACGCCUCCCGCCCUGGAGCUGCUGGCCCCGGCAAGCGGCGUGGCGUAGCCACCCCGGUCAUCUUUGCCGGCACCAGUGGCUGUGGCGUGGGGAACCUGACGGAGCCGGUGGCCGUGUCGCUGCGGCACUGGGCUGAGGGCACCGAACCCAUGGCAGCUUGGUGGAGCCAGGAAGGCCCUGGGGGGCCUGGAGGCUGGAGCUCCGAGGGCUGCCGGCUGCACUCCAGCCAGCCCGGUGCCAGCUCCCUGCACUGCCUGCACCUGGGCAAUGUGGCCGUGCUUAUGGAGCUGAGCGCGUUCCCCAGGGAGGCGGGGGGCCCCGGGGCAGGGCUGCACCCAGUGGUGUACCCCUGCACCGCCUUGCUGCUGCUGUGCCUCUUCUCCACCAUCAUCACCUACAUCCUGCACCACAGCUCCAUCCACGUGUCCCGGAAGGGCUGGCACAUGCUGCUCAACCUGUGCUUCCACGUGGCCAUGACCUCCGCCGUCUUUGCAGGGGGCAUCACGCUCACCGACUACCAGGUGGUCUGCCAGGCGGUGGGCAUCACCCUGCACUACUCUUCACUGUCCACGCUGCUCUGGAUGGGCGUGAAGGCUCGGGUCCUCCACAAGGAGCUCACCUGGAGGGCGCCCCCUCCACAGGAAGGCGACCCUGCCCCACCUGCACCUCGUCCCAUGCUCCGGUUCUACCUGAUCGCCGGCGGGAUCCCACUCAUCAUCUGCGGCAUCACCGCGGCUGUGAACAUCCACAACUACCGGGACCACAGCCCCUACUGCUGGCUGGUGUGGCGCCCGAGCCUCGGAGCCUUCUACAUCCCGGUGGCUUUGAUUCUGCUGGUUACCUGGAUCUACUUCCUGUGCGCAGGGCUGCGCUUGCGGGGGCCUCUGACACGGAGCCCAAAGGGGGGCAACAGCAGGGGCUCUCUGGAGCCGGGGGAGGAGCCGAGGGGCUCCCCCAGGCUCAGGAGCAGCGGCCCCCUCCUGAGUGACUCAGGUUCCCUCCUGGCUGCUGGGAGCGCCGGCGCGGUGACACCCGUGCCCCCGGAGUAUGGUGACGGCCUCUAUUCUCCCGGGGCCCAGCUGGGGGCGCUGGUGACCACGCACUUCUUGUACCUGGCCAUGUGGGCCUGCGGGGCCCUGGCGGUGUCCCAGCGCUGGCUGCCCCGGGUGGGGUGCGACCGGCGCCGGAGGCGCACGCGCCCGCCCGCCGGCCUGCCACCCGAGGGCGAGCCCACGCUCACGCCCUCCGAGGGCAGCGACACCAGCGCGGCGCCGCUCCCCGACCUGCCCGCCCAGCGCCGCAGCGCCAGCCGCGACACCCUCAAAGGCGGCGGCACGGCGCCGGAGGAGAGCAAGCGCCGCUCGUACCCGCUCAACAGCGCCAGUCUCAACGGCGUCCCCAAGGGCGGCGCCAAGUACGACGACAUGGGCUUGACGGGCAACGAGGCGGCCGGGGGCGGCUGCAUGAAGACCGGCCUCUGGAAGAGCGAGACCACCGUCUAGGGAGGGACGGGCGGCCAGGACAGGUUGGCCACGCGGGCCUUGGAGGUGGCCACCGGCGAGCCGGCAGUCCUGCGGUGGCGGCGCCCCUGGUGCACCUGGAGGUCGGGGAGGAACUGGCCAGCUGCGCCCCUCUGUGGCAGCCACCCCGGAAUCAUCCAGGACCCUCUGGGCAGUUCUGACAAUCGUUAGGGGGGCCCUCCCAGGGAAGGGACCACCUGUAGUCUGCUGGGUGACCCAGGACCUUACGAAGGGCAAAAUACACGGGGCCAGCCACACCUGUCCACAUUGGGGAGCCUGGGCGCUCUCCCUCACUGGCCCCCACUGUCACCCCAGUCCCAGCCCGGUGCAAGAGCCUCACUCGCACCUGUCCCAGGUCUGGCCAGCGUGAGGCAGCCUAGCAGAUGAGCCAAGGGCCCAGGCCCAGGGACAGUAACAGGUGCUGCUUUUUAAACUAUGCAAGAGGGGAAGGCAACUGGGAGAGGGUGCAGCCAGUCCUGCGAGGGGCACAGGAGGACUGAGGCCGUUCCCACGGGAGCAGUGGCCAUCACAGCUGCUGAAGCCCAAGAGGCUGACCCCGCCAGGAGCCCGAGGUGUUCUGAGGGAAGCCCAGGGAGCUGUGACGAUCAGAUCGUGCCCCGUGUCCACCACUGACAAGGAGUGUCUUCAUCCCACUGCUGGUUUGAGCAGGAGGCUCAGGCCCCUCCUCCGAUUCCUUCCUCACCUCCCAUGCAACACUGUGAUCUCUGGAAGCCCUCCACAGGCCAUCCCAGCUUCCUGACCCAGGCCCAAGCUGUGAGGCCGAGCCAUCAGGGGGCCGUGCUGUCACUAGCUUUAACCAGCACCACCAUCCUUUACUGCAGGGCCAGAUGGCAGUAGAGGCUGGGCCUUGCAAAGAGCAACAGGAACCCCAGGUCUGCCCCGGGCUCCCUCCCGGCCUAUCACACCACCCUGCCGCCAAGGCAAGAGGACCCGGGGGAGGGAGGACACCCGCACUCCUCGGGACGGCCGUUAUUGAUGCUUGCUGCACACACAUUAGCAGAAAAAGAAAGCUUUGUAUUACUCUUCACGUAUGCGGCU